Messenger RNA from Papaver somniferum (opium poppy), 1475 nucleotides. Its product is annotated as protein PAM71-homolog, chloroplastic-like. The coding region runs from base 89 to 1222 and encodes 377 amino acids. Gene Ontology annotation, biological process: Golgi calcium ion homeostasis; Golgi calcium ion transport; calcium ion transmembrane transport. The record is from RefSeq and is a predicted model, not a curated record. The transcript is spliced from 10 exons. Gene Ontology annotation, cellular component: Golgi apparatus; chloroplast. Lineage: Eukaryota; Viridiplantae; Streptophyta; Magnoliopsida; Ranunculales; Papaveraceae. Gene Ontology annotation, molecular function: manganese ion transmembrane transporter activity; calcium ion transmembrane transporter activity.
UUUGCCCAACCCCGGUUUAAGUAAGUACUACCAUCCAUUAAUAUCUCUGUCUCCCUCUCUGAAACUGAAUAAACAAAGUGGAAUCAAAAUGAGGAGUUGGGUAGUUUCAGCUUCCCCAUCCUCGCUAUUUUCUCCAUCUUCCACUCUGCAUCUCAAAAUCAAAACUCCUCGUACUUCCUCUUCACUAUCUCAUCAUCUUAAACUUUCAAAUCUCUUAGCUGAAUUUCGAAGAAAUGGAGCUGUAACACACUGCAGCAGCAGAAACCACUUAGCUGGAGUAGCUUCUCCUGCUUCUUCAGUAAGACAUGGAGGAGUAGGAAAUCUGACUUCAGCUCGUGGCACAAUAAGAGCUCAUGCAUCAAAUCUUAGUAUUGGAUCUCCUGAUUAUGAUGGAAGCAAAGAAAACGGCGACAAAAAGAUCACAGAGAGUGAUAAACCAAAAUCGGAAAAACCACCUGAUCUAGUUCCGUAUGUGGCCUCUAUUUCUGCUGUGCUAGUCGGAUGUGCUUUGUUAUUUCUAUUGAUAGCUUUUGUUAAUGGAGGCCCUUCAUCUCUCCUAGCAGCAAUUGCAAAAUCUGGUUUCACUGCUGCAUUCACAUUGAUAUUUGUUUCUGAAAUAGGGGACAAGACAUUUUUCAUUGCUGCGUUGUUGGCCAUGCAAUAUGAAAAAGGACUGGUCUUGUUAGGAUCAAUGGGCGCUCUUUCACUAAUGACAGUCCUGUCUGUGAUAAUUGGACGAGUAUUUCAGUCAGUACCGGCACAAUUUCAGACAACCUUGCCAGUUGGAGAAUAUGCUGCAGUAACCCUUCUUAUGUUUUUUGGUCUCAAAUCUUUGAAGGAUGCAUGGGACCUUCCGUCCAAGGUGGCAGAGAGUAGUGAAAAUAGCCCCGAACUCGGGGAAUAUAUGGAAGCUGAGGAGCUUGUAAAAGAAAAGGUGGCAAAGCGGCUGACUAAUCCUCUUGAAAUAAUCUGGAAGUCUUUUAGCCUCGUAUUCUUUGCUGAAUGGGGGGAUCGCUCAAUGCUAGCAACAAUAGCUUUAGGUGCUGCACAGUCACCGUGGGGUGUGGCUGGCGGAGCUAUUGCUGGACACUUGCUAGCAACAUUAGUUGCGAUUAUUGGUGGAGCAUUACUUGCGAACUAUAUAUCUGAGAAACUGGUUGGUUAUUUUGGGGGAUCGUUGUUUCUCGUUUUUGCCGGAGCCACACUUCUUGGAAUAUUUUGAUGAAGAAAUAUGCCGAUAGCAACAUGCCAUAAUGCUUCACCCUUAACAUCACCAUCGCGAAUCAAAAUUCUUUAACUGUUGUAGAUUUUCAUUGCUUUGUAAAAAUGGGAGUAGUAAAUAGAAAGUUUGGUAAUGUAUUGUGUUAUUUUGCUAGUCUAAACCACUGGAUUUUAGAAAUGUAAUGCAUAAGCCUUCACUGUGUAACCUUAACUUUCACUGAAAAUUUGUAAUAAAAGAAACGAAAGUUUAAAGU